Messenger RNA from Salvia splendens (bonfire salvia), 507 nucleotides. RefSeq names its product two-component response regulator ARR2-like. The coding region runs from base 82 to 507 and encodes 141 amino acids. Gene Ontology annotation, biological process: phosphorelay signal transduction system; cytokinin-activated signaling pathway. The record is from RefSeq and is a predicted model, not a curated record. The transcript is spliced from 2 exons. NCBI's taxonomy places the organism in Eukaryota, Viridiplantae, Streptophyta, Magnoliopsida, Lamiales, Lamiaceae.
UUGAGGUUUCAGUUACGAAAUGUAGCCGAGCUGAGGUAGCGCUGAAGUUAACAAGUAUGAAUUUGAAAAAGCGAGGUCCACAUGCCGGAGAUGGAUGGUUUUAAGCUUUUGGAGCACAUUGGAUUGGAGAUGGAUCUGUCAGUCAUCCUGAUGUCGGCGGAUGUUAGCAAAAGUGUUGUGUUGAAGGGUGUCACUCAUGGUGCUUGUGACUAUCUGAUAAAACCAGUUCAGAUGGAGGAAUUGAAGAACAUAUGGCAGCAUGUGAUUCGUAAGAAGAAGUAUGAGUGUAAGGAAAAGGAUAUGGAACAGUUCGGAAGCAUGGAAGGAGGAGAUUGGCAGCACACGCCUAUGGAUGAUGCUGAGUACUCCUCUUCAGCUAACGUAGGGAAUUGGAGAAGUUCGAGAAAGAGGGAAGAGGAUGAGGACGAUGGUGAUGACAAGGAUGAUUCAUCUACAUUGUCGUUUGGACUCUUGAGAAUCAACUUGGAAUCGAUAGUAUGUUUCUAA